Drosophila virilis is the source of this 830-nucleotide messenger RNA. RefSeq names its product skin secretory protein xP2. Lineage: Eukaryota; Metazoa; Arthropoda; Insecta; Diptera; Drosophilidae. The record is from RefSeq and is a predicted model, not a curated record.
GUUCAGUUAAAGUCAAGAUGCCUGUUGGAACUAAACUUAUUGUUCUGCUCCAUAUAGUCCUGGCGCUGGGGUCUCGGGCAGCGCAUGCCAAUCCUGCCGAGGAACGUGCAGCAAGAACGAAAAACGAUAUUUACGACUGGAUCUCAGGCAUAUUGGGGGACUAUGACAGCGACGAAAGCGAUUCGAAGGAAUAUUUAAUCUGUCGCAAUUGUACGGUUAUUGUGGGUCAGGCGAAUGCGACAGCCGCACCCACAAUGGUAGCACCCACGCCAGCUCCACCUGCAGCAGUUGCACCUACACCAGCUGCUGCUGGUGCUGCUCCAGCGCCAUCUGCAGCGCAAACUCCUGCUCAAGCUCCAGCUCCGACCCCAGGCCCAGCUUCAGCUCCUGCCCCAGCUGCGGCUCCAGCUCCAGCUCCUGCCUCGGCCUCAGCUCCAGCCCCAGCUCCUGACACAGCUGCAGCCCCAGCAACAGCUCCUGACACAGCUCCAGCCGCAGCUCCAGCUCCAGCCUCAACUGAUGGUUAAUUUAAAUAUUUCUACCUGUUUAUUAACUUGGCCCUUUUCCACUGACGACUGAAAGGAGUUUCCAAAUGAUCUAUGCACUUACAAUUAAGAUUUCGUUCAAGGGAUUUGGUAUACGAAUUAAGUCUGCAACGUGCUGAAACACAUUUGCUUAGUGCUGUUUUAAGCAUCUUGGUAAACGGUUAAAACUCUUUCUAUUUACCAAAAAAAAACUAAGCUACAGAAAUUUCUCUACAUUGUAGAACAAGAAACUGCUUCUAAAUUCACAAAAUGUCUUCUAAAACUUUCUCAUAUUUGGAAAAAAAA